AUGAAGAUCCUCUUCAUCUGCACAGCGCACAACUCCCUCUCUCAGAGGCUCUACCUUGCCCUCUCUCAACUCCACGCCGUCACUAUCGAGUAUGCCCUCUCCGACGAAGGCAUGCGGGAAGCCGUCCGCCUGUCCAAACCAGACCUCAUCAUAUGUCCCUUCCUGACCUCCCGCGUCCCAACGGAUAUAUAUGAGGAGUAUAUGACCCUCAUCGUCCACCCUGGGCCUCCAGGCGACGCCGGCCCGUCUUCCCUCGACUGGGUACUCAUGGGCGACGAUGGUUCUGAGUCCGACCCUGCAAAGCUGCUCCAGAGAGACACUCUGAGCGAAAAGGGCCGGCCAUACUGGGGACUCACUGUCCUGCAGGCUGAGGCCGAAUUCGACGCUGGUCCGGUCUGGGCAUAUGAGCAGUUCCCGGUCAACAUCGACGAACCGGGCCUUACCAAGUCUGGUCUGUACCGUGGACCUGUCACACGUGCAGCCGUUUCUGCAUGUCUCGCCGCUGUGGAUAGAAUCAAUGCGACCGCUUACACCUCGGCGCCCAUCACACCACCACUCACACCCGGUUCCAGUAACUGUCCAAGCCCAGUUUACCGUGCCAUACAUCCCGGUCUGAAGGCAAAGCCCCAAUACAAGGAACUGUCCGUUGGACUCCAGAAACCGUUCCUCGGCGGCGUCACACACCACCGCCCACUCCUUAAAGCUGGCCAGCGAGACUUCGACAUCAAGUCCCACAGCGCCAAGGAGAUCUCGAGAAGGAUCCGGUGCGCUGAUUCGCAACCCGGCUGCCAGAGCGCCGUCUUGGGUCAAGGAAUGUACAUCUACGGCGGUAUCGUCGACGAUGGGCCAUGGAUCUCAGCUGUCAAUGCCCUUCCUGGUGCUAUCAUCGCUGUCCGCGACGAAGCGGUCUGCAUAAAGACGGCAGAUCAGCAUGGCAUCUGGAUCACACACGUUCGACGUAUCAAGAAGAAGACAGAUCCCAAGCUCUGGCCCAAGGUCCCAGCGGUAUUUGGCCUGCGCCAGCUUGGACUCCUCACAGACGAUGCUGUCGCCAAGCUUUCCCGCCCAAAUGCCACCCAAGGCUGGUCUAAGUGCCCACAUGGCACCUUUCAGGAAGUCUGGGUCGACUUCGCGACUGUCGACGAGACUAGCUCAUCGCGCGUGGCCUAUGUCUACUCAGACUUCUACAACGGUGCCAUGUCGACUGCCCAAUGCAACAAGCUCGUCGAGGCCUUGGAUUACGUCCUCAGCACUCACACUUCCCAAAAUCCAUUGUCUGCGCUCGUCAUGAUGGGCGGCAAUGGUUAUUUCAGCAAUGGCAUACACUUGAACGUCAUCGAGUCUGCGGCCGACCCGGCGAUGGAGUCCUGGGACAACAUCAACCGCAUCAAUGACGUAGUAUACCACCUUCUGCAUGAAUUCCCUUCCCGCAAUAUUCUCACCAUCGCCGGAAUUCGUGGCAACGCUGCCGCCGGCGGUGUCGCUCUCGCUGCAGCAUGUGAUUCUGUCGUGGCUGGUGCGGAUGUCGUCUUGAACCCUGCAUAUAGAGCCUUGGGUCUGUAUGGGUCCGAGUACCACAGCAUCAGCUAUUACGGACGCUGCGGACCGACUGGCGGUAAGCGAAUUCUGAGAGACAUGACGCCAAUUUCUGCAUAUGACGCGCGAUCUAUUGGUCUCGUGGAUCACGUUCUUCCCGGUUAUGGCACACUACUCGACACCAGGAUCAGAAACCACGUCAAGGCUGUCGUCCGCUCGUCCGCUCCGUCUACUCCCAAUGGCAGCCCUAAUACCAGCCCGAGCUCCAGGAGUACCAGCAGGAAUAUCCUCAAGAGCAGGAGCAGCACACCAAGCCUGAAAAAGAAGACCAGCGUUGCCAGUCUCAACGGGACCUCCAGCGGGCCGCGAUAUGCACCUGGCGCCUGGAAGAGCAAUGCGGACAUCACCCCUCAAGGUCUGAACCGCGCAAGAGCAAUGGAGCUCGGCGAGAUGUCGCGGGAUUUCUGGAGCCCCAGGGCAGAGAGAUACCACAGCCGGCGAGCGGCCUUCGUGCGCAAGAUGAAAGCCACCUCGACGCCGCUUAGGUUUGCCAAGCACCGGAGAAGCGAUAUGGACUCCGGCAAGCUUGAUGAAGAGGAGACAGAGGAUUACGACUCGGUCCAAUAUUUUGCACAGAAGCAAGCAAAAGAACUCGAGGCAAGGAUGGCGAAAUUCAUCGUACAAAAUGCGACCAAAGAGGCUGGGCAGCCCGAGGGAGAAAUCGGUGUCGCUGUCACCGGGGAUGUUCCUGCUAAGCCUAAGGAUCAAGGCCCAGUUUUUGCGUGUUACUACAACGCAUAA
Diaporthe amygdali is the source of this 2337-nucleotide messenger RNA. RefSeq lists its product as uncharacterized. The record is from RefSeq and is a predicted model, not a curated record. The transcript has a single exon. Gene Ontology annotation, biological process: biosynthetic process. Lineage: Eukaryota; Fungi; Ascomycota; Sordariomycetes; Diaporthales; Diaporthaceae. The coding region runs from base 1 to 2337 and encodes 778 amino acids. Gene Ontology annotation, molecular function: catalytic activity.